Molecule: messenger RNA, 1373 nt
Organism: Erinaceus europaeus (western European hedgehog)
Lineage: Eukaryota; Metazoa; Chordata; Mammalia; Eulipotyphla; Erinaceidae
Gene: ASB16
Product: ankyrin repeat and SOCS box containing 16
Exons: 5
Coding region: 80-1192 (370 amino acids)
Biological process (GO): negative regulation of delayed rectifier potassium channel activity; intracellular signal transduction; neuronal action potential
Cellular component (GO): membrane; axon initial segment; synapse
Molecular function (GO): transmembrane transporter binding
Source: RefSeq, a predicted model, not a curated record
CCCAGCUGUGCACAAUGCCCUGUUCUCCGGCAACCUUCAACAGGUCCAAGCCCUGUUCCAAGAUGAAGAUGCUACCAACAUGAUUGUGGAGACUGUGAGCAACCAGCUGGUCUGGUCUUCAGAGCAGGGAUUCUGGGUGCUGACCCCCAAGACCAAGCAGACGGUGCCCCUCACCAUUGCUGCAUCCCGAGGCUACACUGACUGUGCCCGCCACUUGAUUCAGCAGGGAGCUGAGCUGGACGCCCGAGUUGGAGGCCGGGCUGCCUUGCACGAGGCCUGCACCCAGGCUCAGUCUGACUGUGUGCGGCUACUGCUCACCUUUGGUACCAAGGCCAAUGUGCUGUCCGAGGAGGGCAUGAGCCCCUUGCACCUCUGCACUGCCCCUGAGUCUCUGCAGUGCGCCAAGCUGUUGGUGGAGGAAGGAGCCAUAGUGAACCUGGCAGCGCGGGACAGUGAGGUGACGCCCUUGCACGUAGCGGCGGCCAGUGGUCUGGAGCAGCACGUGGCCCUCUACCUGGGCCGCGGCGCCAACGUGAGCCUGUGCAACAGCAAGGGGGAGACGGCGCUCAACGCCGCCGCGUGCGCGGCGGCCCAUGGCCCUGGCGGCUCCAGGCGGCACCAGGCUGUGGUGCGUCGGCUUCUGGAGGCGGGAGCUGAUGCCAGGGCAGCCGGGCGCAAAUGCCACACGCCACUGCACAACGCCUGUGCCAAUGGCAGCAGUGACCUGGCCGAGCUGCUAUUGCGCCACGGGGCCUGCGCUGGAGUCCCCAACGGGGCGGGCCACACACCCAUGGAUUGCGCACUGCAGGCUGUCCGGGAAACCCCCAACUUGGAGCCCGAGAUCCUCUUCACCGUACUGCUGGACUACGGUGCCCGGCCGGUGCACCCUGAGAUGCUGAAACUUUGUGCCAACUUCCCUCGGGCCCUCGAAGUCCUGCUUAAUGCUUAUCCCUUCAUCCCAUCCUGUACCACUUGGGUGGGGUCUGUGCUCCCAGAGCUGUGGCAGGAACACAAAGCCUUCUACAGCUCAGCCCUGAGCAUGGUGAACCAACCCAGGCGGCUGCAACACCUGGCCCGGCUGGCUGUGCGAGCCCAGCUGGGCAGAAGAUGCCGAGAGGCCACCCAUCACCUCCCACUGCCCCCGCUCCUCCGGGACUACCUGCUCCUGUGUGUGGAGAGUCAGAUCCAGUGAGCUCCAUGCUCCCACAGUCCAUGUGCUCCCCCACAAUCUAGAAUGGUUCCUGAACAUUGGUCCCUUAUGCACAUUCUGCAUAUCCUUCCAGAGCCAGAUCAUCCCUCCACUGGCUUCCAGAGCCACCUCCUUAGCUCCACCACCCUGACCUGAACCUCCGCUCCUGUCUCCACUGUUCUUC